GACUUUGUGUAGCUAGCCUUGUGGCGCGGGGUUAUCAAAAUUUUCGAGUAAUAAAUUAGCAGUUAUCAUCUGACAGGCUACACAGAAACAAUCCCAUUUCUACAAUCCGUUAUUUUGGUCACCAAUUGACUUGGAUAUUUUAUACUUUGGCAUGUCGAUGUCUAACGGAGAUUAUGUUCGGAUACCACUUUCUGGGAGUUUUGAAGAUCAAGUGGACCAAGAACUUCAAGGGACUUUAGAACAUAAUACUAACAUUGAAAGUCCAAAAACGGAAUCAAGCCUGGGUCCUUUCAGCUUUAAGUUCUACCAACAGUACUUUGAUGUUGAUACAAGUCAGGUUCUGCAUCGUCUUGCCUCAGCAUUCAUACCUAAUCCGCGUAUAAAUUUCAUUCAACAUUCUCUAAAACCUCGAGCUGAUCUUUAUGGUCCAUUUUGGAUUUCAACCACGUUGAUGUUAGCUGCUGCCAUCGGGGGGAAUAUAUCCAACUAUUUGCAGUCACGUCGUGAGGUAUCUUCAUGGCAUUAUGAUUUUCAGAAAGUUACGCUGACAUCAACUAUCAUUUAUGUGUAUUGGUGGCUAACACCAUUGCUGUUGCAUGCAGUUAUGCACAUUCAUCGUAAAAACAAGAAACCCCAGUCAAACGAUGCUGAAAGCGAUCUCACUGACCUAUUGGAGCGUUCCGACACUGAUUCAUCAUCAUUUCAUAAUGUGAAAAGUGCAAAUAAAUUCUUCGAUGUUCUGUCGACCUAUGGUUAUUCAUUAGCAGUUUUCGUUCCUGUUGCAAUUUUAUGGACAAUUCAGAUUGGUAUACUACAAUGGUUAUUGUUCUUAGUUGGAAUAGGAAUUUCUGGGGCAUUCCUAGUAUUUGCUUUAAUGCCUAGUAUACGCAAAGAAUAUCCAAAGCUUGCAACACCAAUAAUGAUCAUUAUAAUUGUAGUACAUUUUGGGUUUUCAUUAGCUCUAAUGAUUGCCUUCUUUCAUGGAUCUCCACCUGUACUAGAUCCUCUAUCUCAUACUGGUUAUAUACAUCAACAAAAUGUUUUGGAAAAUAAUAAACAAUUGUCAAAUAUCACUGUAUUAACUACUAAUAAGCCAGUAUAUCAUUAAUUCAUCUGUUAUUUUAGCUUGAGCACUGCUAUUUUAAGUAGGAAAUUUGUUAAACAACGGUAAUACUGUUAUUACUACUAACACUACUAUUAACUGUUAUAAACCUUUGUACAGGUGCAGUUGAUUCUUUUCUUUCUGUUUGUUUAUUACUGCUACUGUAUUGUACUAUCAUUUCCACAAUACAUAAAUGCAUGCAUAACACUGUGAUAUUCAUUGUGUUUCAUUUUUAUUUUAACUAUUUUCAAAAUAUACGGAUUACAUAGCAAUUGAGGUCACAUUUUCUAUUGAGUAGUUGAAAAUGAGUAAUUUAAUGACAGGAUGUUAUAUAAUUCAUUCGGAACAUUAUUAUUAUUAUUAUUAUUAU
This is a messenger RNA of Schistosoma intercalatum, 1472 nucleotides long. The record is from the annotation of a GenBank genome assembly. Lineage: Eukaryota; Metazoa; Platyhelminthes; Trematoda; Strigeidida; Schistosomatidae.